Molecule: messenger RNA, 3378 nt
Organism: Chenopodium quinoa (quinoa)
Lineage: Eukaryota; Viridiplantae; Streptophyta; Magnoliopsida; Caryophyllales; Amaranthaceae
Product: subtilisin-like protease SBT5.4
Exons: 13
Coding region: 1-3207 (1068 amino acids)
Biological process (GO): proteolysis
Molecular function (GO): serine-type endopeptidase activity
Source: RefSeq, a predicted model, not a curated record
AUGCUUGAUUUUGAUUUGAAUGAACCUUUCAUUGAAGAGGAAAAUAAUGAUGAUGAACCUUUUAUUGGCCAAACCUUUGAGACUCAAGAAGAGGCAUUCGUCUUUUAUAACAAGUAUGCUAAACAUCAUGGUUUUGUUGUUCGUAAAGAUCGUUCGGACACUAGACAUGGUAAGACUAUCAGACGUGAUUUUUAUUGUCAUUGCGGAGGGAAAAAACCUUUGAAGGUAGUUGACUUUUCUAAACCUCAAAGAAAUAAGGAAUCAUCAAAAUGUGAUUGUAAAGCUCAUAUGCGAAUUACAUUGAAAAAAUGUUUCGGUAUAUUUCCAGAAGAAUGGCAUGUCACUAAGUAUUCCAAGCAACACAAUCAUGUAAUGUUGCCACCAGAAGCGAUGCGUUUUCUCCCGUCAAAUAGAAACAUCAAUCUUGAAGAUGAGAAGAAGAUUUUGUUAUUUAAGGAGGCGGGACUAUCGGUUAGACAAAUAAUACGGGUCUUGGAGCUAGAAAAAAAUGUUGGACAUAGUGAACUACCAUUUAUUCAGAAAGAUGUUCGAAAUUUGUUUGGUCGAGUUAAGAGGUUGCUUGGAGCAAAUGAUUCCAAGAGUCUUUUAGAGUAUAUGAAAUUUGCCAAUGAGGAAAAUAAUAAGUUUCAAUAUGCUUACACAGAUGAUGAAAAAAGAAGAGGCAUGAUAACCACCAGAAGAUCAGAGAGCAUAAACGCUUUUAUUAAGAGAUUUGUUUCCUCUCAUGUAUCUACUUUGACCGACUUUGUGAAACAGGUAGCUCUUGCUGUUCAAGAAAUUUGCCAAGGACAAUCACAUAGCAAUAUGGUUGCUACUCUCAGCCCCAUUAGCAUGAAAACAAAGUCACCAUUGGAAGGUCAGGCUUUUGAAGUCUUCACUCCAUUUGCUUUCAAAAAGUUUCAAGAUGAAUUAAUAAAAGCAAGUCAAUAUUCUAUUAUCCAAAUAGAAGGCAAUUCGUACGUAGUGUAUAUGGGAGCACACUCCCAUGGUCCAGAAGCUACUAUCGAGGAUUUUAAUCGAGUGACGGAUAAUCAUCAUAGUUUCCUUGCAAAUUUUCUAGGAAGUCAUGAAAAGGCAAGGGGUGCAAUAUUUGACUCGUAUACAAGGGUUAUCAAUGGUUUUGCUGCCAACCUUGACAAGCAUCAAGCAGAGGAAAUAGCAAAACAUCCGGACGUGGUAUCUGUGUUUCUAAACAAAGGGAAGAAAAAACACACUACACACUCUUGGGAUUUCUUGUUGCUCGAAAACAAUGGCAUUCGAAGUGAAGAAUGGGCCGCAGCUAGAUUUGGAGAAGAUACCAUCAUCGGCAACCUUGACACUGGUGUAUGGCCUGAAUCCGAGAGCUUUAACGACAUAGGGUAUGGACCUGUUCCAUCGCGAUGGAAAGGUUCUUGCGAGCAAUACUCCAACAAAACUAAUGGAGUUCAUUGCAACAGGAAGUUGAUUGGAGCAAGGCACUUCAACAAAGGAUACAAAUCCUAUGGUGGAAAUGUGUCAAUAGCUAUAGAAUCUGCACGAGACUUCGAUGGCCAUGGAUCGCAUACCCUCUCAACAGCUGGAGGAAACUUCGUACCGGCAAGCAUAAAUGGCAAUUUUCUAGGGACUGCAAAAGGCGGUUCACCAAGAGCACGAGUUGCUUCAUACAAGGUUUGUUGGGAGCCUAUUGACGGAAAUGAAUGCUUUGAUUCUGAUAUCAUAGCAGCUUUCGAUAGGGCCAUUCAUGACGGGGUUGAUGUGCUAUCUUUAUCUCUUGGAGGUGAUCCUGUUGACUACUUCGCGGAUGGAAAUGCCAUUGGAGCCUUUCAUGCGAUUCAAAAUGGUAUUGUUGUGGUGUGUUCUGCUGGAAAUUCUGGGAAUACUCCUGGUACUGUCACCAAUGUUGCUCCUUGGAUUUUUACUGUUGCUGCGAGUACUAUGGAUCGUGAGUUUGACUCCUUUGUUAAACUUGGCAAUGGACAUCAUUUUAAGGGUGCAAGCCUAUCACAGGCAUUGCCGAAAGUUGGACCAUAUCCACUCAUCUCUGCUGCUGAUGCAAGAGCUGCUAAUGCAUCUGUUCAUGAUGCUCUCCUUUGCAAGCCAGGCACAUUAGAUGUUAAAAAGGUGAAAGGAAAGAUUGUGGCUUGCCUUAGGGGAGUCACCGCUAGAUUGGACAAGGGCAAUGUAGCAAAACUUGCUGGAGCUGCUGGCAUGAUUCUUUGCAAUGACAAAGAAGAUGGAAAUGAAACCAUUGCAGAUCUUCACGUACUUCCUGCAGUACAUGUAAACUACAAAGAUGGAUCAGCUAUAUUCAACUAUAUUAAUUCCACAAAUAAUCCCGUGGGUUAUUUUACUGCCUUUAAAGCAAGUUUCGAUGUCAAACCUGCUCCCUACAUGGCUCCCUUCUCCUCCGUCGGUCCAAAUACAGUUACACCAGAGAUUUUGAAGCCUGAUAUCACAGCACCAGGUGUGAGUGUUGUAGCUGCAUACAGUCAAGGGGUGAGUCCAACAGCAGAGCCUUAUGAUCACCGCAAACUAUCUUUCGCAGUCGAAUCUGGUACAUCUAUGUCUUGUCCCCAUAUAUCUGGUAUCGCCGGCCUUCUGAAAACACUUAACCCUUCAUGGAGUCCUGCUGCUAUCAGAUCUGCUAUAAUGACUACAGCUAAAACUCGAGAUAACACAAUCAAACCAAUGGAAGAUGGGGACUUUGUUAAGGCCACUCCAUUUGGUUACGGAGCAGGACAUGUCAGACCAAACCGCGCCAUGGAUCCUGGGUUGGUCUAUGACUUAACCACAACUGAUUACGUGCACUUCUUAUGUGCCAUUGGCUACAACAACACUAUAAUCAAAACCUUAUACAAUGGUUCCGUCGAAUGUUCAAAAUCAAGUUCUAACAAAGCCACCCUUUUGAACUUUAACUACCCUUCCAUUACAGUCCCUGAACUUUCUGGCUCCGUCACUGUUACUAGGACUUUAAAGAACGUGGGAUCUCCAGGUGAAUAUGUAGCCCGUGUUCGCCACCCAUCGGGAGUAGCUGUUACUGUGAAUCCAAGGCUAUUGAAGUUUGACAAAGUUGGAGAAGAGAAGAAGUUUACAGUGACUUUAACUUCUGAAAUUAAUAAAAGUGGAGAUUACAAGUUUGGAGAGUUAUUAUGGUCAGAUGGCAUGCACAAUGUUAGAAGUCCUAUAGUAGUUGCUUCUUCUCACUGAUUAGCGAAUAGAUUAGAUUUUCGUUACGAUGUUUUUUCUUAAUUAGAUUAUGAUUAGGAAACACUAGCAUAAACAUCAUUAGUUAUUACUUAUACAGAUUUGGAAUAGUUAUUUAAGACAGUUGAUGACUUAUAAGUCAGCUAGACAGCUACUAUUUGUUGAUUUUUUUGU